UUCUUUUGUGCGUAAAAGUUGCGUAUAUGCGUUGCGUGUACGAGUUGCGUGUUAAUACAAAGAUAUUACAAGUGGCAGCGAAAUAUAAUAAUACAAUACAGCGUCGAAAUGUAAUCUAACAUAACGUUAAAUAAAGGUUAAGUGGUGAAUAUCGGAACAUUUCAAAACGAUUCGGCGACAAAUACACACGGGGAUACAAAUGUCUUCAUAUACGCUUCUUCUCACACCUUCUCAUCUGAACAUCGAGGUGGGGAUCGAUCUUGGGACUGAGUGCGUGGAUCGUGCAUGUCCGAAGUCGGCGAUUCACAAAUCACGGCGAUGAAGAUGAGCAAAGUGGGCAACCAGACCAAUUCGCAGGACCCACAGGCGGUGAAUUCACGCGUUUUCGUCGGGAACCUGAAUACAUUUCAAUGUAGCAAGACUGACGUGGAACGAAUGUUCCAACGCUAUGGCCGCCUGGCUGGUAUCUCUAUGCACAAGGGUUAUGCAUUCGUGCAAUUCACAAAUCCGUUUGACGCACGUAGUGCGUGCCUCGGUGAAGAUGGUCGCACCGUCCUCAGCCAGAUUCUCGAUGUGAAUAUGGUAGCCGAGCCAAAGCCUCAUCAAACUGGACGCAAGCGACAGAAGGACUACUACUAUGACAGUUAUUAUGCGUCGACCGCGUUUCCGCCGCGCUUAGCACCGCCGUUGAAACGGCCGCGUUUGAUGCCACCGACACGAGCACAGCAUCCGAAGCUACAGAAACAACAAUCGACAGCAAACACCGGCACGAUACCCGACUUGAAUCAACUUAAAGUGUACAGCAAUCCAGAUAUACUGAUCUGCGGCAACUGCAGGGAGAUGUUCACGGAACUCGGGGAGCUGUUGGAACACAAGCGGAACUACUGCAAGCUGCGGUUCACAUGUAAAUGUCACACCUUCAACGGAGCCGCCCCAAGAGACUCGACGACGGCGUUGCUCUGUGUCCUCUGCAAGUUAUCCUUUCCAAGUGCUUGGGAAUUGAUGGUUCAUGCCCAGGCAGCUCACAUGAUCAACAUUUACGAGUUGGGCACAAGAGCGCCGAGCCCGUCACGGAGCCCUAGUCUUGACCAACCGAAGGAGUCGUCGCCUUCCCCGCAGGAUUUCCAGGAAAUCAAGGCUACGGAUUGCGAAGAGCGCGCAGAGGAGGAGGAACUUGAUGGACAUGAGUUAAUACCGUCCCCCGACAGUGGCAAGUCAACGGACAACGAAGCGGCUCUGUCGCCGAUCAAGAUUCGAUCUGACGUUAACGGGUUGGAUCACGAAGACUGCGACGAAUUGAUCCACGUCGAGAACACUACGCAGGCAUGCAUCAUGCAUACUCUCAGCAUUGAUUCGUCCUUGGAACUAAAUUCUGACACGAAUUCGAGAACAACUUCUGGAACGGUGAUGGCCUUGACCAAUGGUUCAUUAUCGGCAAAGGAAUAAAUGAGGAAAAAAAAAGAAAAGGAAAAAAAAAGAGAAUAUUCAUCGGAACGGUCUUCCCCGGCCAACCAACGAGACAUAUCGAUCUCCUUUAAGGAUAACGCACCCGUUUGUAUAUAGCUUAAUUGCCUAACAAAUUAUAUUCAGGAUCGUUAGAUCCCGUGGUCUAUGCCGGCUGAUCGAAUAUCGAUCAUUUUCCCAAAAAGAAACAAAUAUCAGUUUCAUUCUGGACUCUUUAUGCACUUGCAAUUCCCCUUCAAACUUUAAUUGAAGACUAACCCAAAUGGGAGGAAAAUAUAGAAA
Messenger RNA from Trachymyrmex cornetzi, 1746 nucleotides. RefSeq lists its product as uncharacterized. Lineage: Eukaryota; Metazoa; Arthropoda; Insecta; Hymenoptera; Formicidae. Gene Ontology annotation, molecular function: RNA binding. Gene Ontology annotation, cellular component: nucleus. The transcript is spliced from 12 exons. The record is from RefSeq and is a predicted model, not a curated record. The coding region runs from base 286 to 1446 and encodes 386 amino acids.